AUGGCGGCGGCGGCGGGCGCGGCGCGGCGGCGGCGGCCGGAGCGGGGGGAGGCGGCGGAGCCCCCCCCGAGCCCCACCGGGACCCCCAAGGCCCCCGGUACCGGCACCGGGCCCGGGCUGGCGCGGCGGCUGCUGGGGUUCGAGCUGCGGGAGCUGACGCGCUGGCACCGCUUCGUGCGGCUGCUGCACCGGCCGCAGGACCCCGCCGCGCUCGGCGCUUUCCGCGCCGCCUUCGGGCUGCUGAUGGCCCUGGACGUGCCGCAGGAGCGCGGGCUGGGCCACCUGGACCAGCGGUACCUGGACGGGCUGGAGGUUUGCCGCUUCCCCCUGCUGCCCUUCCUGGCGCCGCUGCCCCUGGACUGGAUGUACCUGCUCUACACCAUCAUGUUCCUGGGGGCUCUGGGCAUCAUGCUGGGCUGCUGCUACCGGCUGAGCUGCGUGGCGUUCCUGUGCCCCUACUGGUACCUGCUGCUGCUGGACAAAACCUCCUGGAACAACCACUCCUACCUCUACGGGCUGCUGGGCUUCCAGCUGGCACUGAUGGGCGCUGACCGCUACGGCUCCGUGGACGGGCUGUUCCGGCCCCGCAAGCGCAACGCCCACGUGCCGCUGUGGAACUACGCCCUGCUGCGUGCCCAGGUGUUCAUCGUGUACUUCAUCGCGGGGCUCAAGAAGCUGGAUGCUGACUGGGUCGGGGGCUUCUCCAUGGGGACCCUGGCCCGACACUGGCUCUUUGCACCCUUCAGGCUGGUGCUGUCGGAGGAGCUCACCAGCCGCCUGGUGGUGCACGGGGGCGGGCUGGUGCUCGACCUCUCCGCCGGCUUCCUGCUCUUCUUCGACGCCACGCGGCCCCUGGCCCUCGUCUUCGUCACCUACUUCCACUGCAUGAACUCCCAGCUCUUCAGCAUCGGCAUGUUCUCCUACACCAUGCUGGCCACCAACGGGCUCUUCUGCCGGCCCGAGUGGCCCCGGGGGCUCGUGGCCCGCUGCCCCCCCCGGCUGCAGGCCUGGCUGCCCAGCACGGAGCCCCCCCAGCCCAGCCCCGACUGCCACUACGGGGGCAGGAGAGCCCGGGGGGGCCUUCGGCCUCGCCAGCACCUGGCCGCAGCCUUCACCAUCCUCUACGUGCUGGAGCAGCUCUUCCUGCCCUACUCGCACUUCAUCACCCAGGGCUACAACAACUGGACCAACGGGCUCUACGGCUACUCGUGGGACAUGAUGGUGCACUCCCGCUUCCACCAGCACGUCAAGAUCACCUACAGGGACGGGCUCACCGGGGAGGUGGGCUACCUCAAACCAGGGGCGUUCACGCAGAGCCGGCGCUGGCGGGACCACGCUGACAUGCUGAAGCAGUACUCGGCCUGCCUGAGCCGGCUGCUGCCGCGCUACAACAUCAGCCAGCCCCAGAUCUACUUCGACGUCUGGGUGUCCAUCAAUGAGCGCUUCCAGCAGAGGCUUGUGGACCCCCGUGUGGACCUGGUGCGCGCCCCCUGGUCCCCGUGGACCCCCACGCCGUGGCUGCUGCCGCUGCUCGUGGAUCUGUCGCCGUGGCGCCAGCGGCUGCAGGAGCUGGAGGCGCAGCUGGACGGACACACGGACACCGUGUUCAUCGCCGACUUCCCCGGCCUGCACCUGGAGAACUUUGUGAGCGAGGACCUGGGGAACACGAGCCUGCGGGUGCUGAAGGGGCAGGUGCUGGUGGAGCUGGUGGAGCAGCAGCAGAACCACUCCCUGCACGAGGGGCAGGGGAUGCAGCUGCCAGCAGGGCAGUACCACAAGGUGCACACGGUGUCCCCCGAGCCCUCGUGCUACAUGUACCUGUACGUGAACACCACGGCGCUGGAGCUGGAGCAGAACCUGACGCGGCUGCAGGAGCUGCGGGAGCGCGUGCGCAACGGCACCGAGCAGGCCCCGCUGCCCCCCGAGCUGCGGCCGCUGCUGGGGGAGCCCCUGCCCGCGGGGGCGCCCCUGGACCCGCUGGUGUCGCUGUUCCUGCGGCGGGAGCAGCGCCAGCAGCGCAAGGAGCGCGAGGCCGGCCUGGCCCAGCGCCUGCGCCGCUUCCUCCGCAGGAAGUUCUUCCUCUUCCGCCGCAGUGCCCUGAUGACGCUGAUUGCCCUGCGGAACCUGGCGCUGGGCCGCCCGGCCCCGGAGCGCCUGGCACAGGAGGUGGCCUUCGCCACCUGGCGCGGGGAGGAGGAGGAGGCUCGGCCCGAGGGCGACGGGGGAGCCCCGAGGGGCCCAGAGCUCUGAACACCCCCAAUAAAUGCAGUUUUGUAAGCCAGAAAUCCUCCCGUGCCUCAGUUUCCCCCCGGUGCCCCGGAUUCUCCCCAUAUCUACCCCUCCUUCCCUGUGCGUUCCCCACUGUGCCCCAUUCCCUCCAUCCCUCAGCCACAUUCCCUUCCUGGUUCCUCCAUCCCAUCUCCCCUGAACCCCAAUUCCCCCAUACCUGUUUCCCCAUUCCCAUUAUCUCCCCAAACCCCAAUUUCCCCCCGUACCCGUUGCCCCAAUGCUCAUUCCUGCCUUGUACUCCGCUUCCCCCACCCCUGUUCCCCCACACACGCUUUGUCCCCAUCUCCUCCCCCAAAUCCCACUUUCCCUUGCACCCCAAUUUCUCUAUCCCCAGUGCUUCAGUUCCCAAAAUCCCUCAGCUGCCCCUGUGUUCCCCCCACACACUCAAGGUGGCUCCGUCUAACCCAUCGCUUUUAUUGAGAUUCUUUUUCUUUUUGAGUUCAUUUUUGGAUUCAGUGGAUCAAAACAUUCGGACGAAACCUCCCGAAAAUAGUAAAACCAAGAAAAAAAAAAAAAA
Messenger RNA from Agelaius phoeniceus (red-winged blackbird), 2806 nucleotides. Lineage: Eukaryota; Metazoa; Chordata; Aves; Passeriformes; Icteridae. The record is from RefSeq and is a predicted model, not a curated record.